AUGAUUCCACAAAAACAGAUCCCAACCACAGCCUUCGUGGUUGAGAAACCAGGAGCUCCUUUUAUUCUUCAAGAUGUUGUUCUUGAUGAAGUUCGGGCCAAUGAGGUUUUGGUUGAAAUGAAAUAUACAGGCCUUUGCCACACAGAUAUCGUCGUCCAACAGGGCGCAAUUCCUAUUGGUGAUUAUCCCGCCGUACUAGGUCAUGAGGGUGCCGGGAUCGUCCGCCGCGUCGGUAGUGGCGUGAAAGACAAGUCCCUCCAAGAAGGCGACCUUGUCUUCCUGAGCUUCAGCUCCUGCCUCAAAGACACAUGCAGACCCUGUAGCAAAGGACAAAAUGGAUUCUGCGGUCAAGUGACACCUAUUAACUUCGCCGGUGCUCGAGGUCUCAGCGCUGCCGAGUCCCCCAUCUCUUUUCCAGGCGGAAAGGGCCCAAUCCGUGGCCAGUUCUUCGGUCAGUCCUCUAUGAGCAAGCUAGCUGUAGUUGACGAGCGGUCUGUCGUUAAGUCUCCUUCAGCGUCCGGACUUACGGUCGAAGACAUGGCUGUCCUUGCUCCUCUUGGCUGUGGAUAUCUCACCGGUGCUGGCACCGUAUUCAAUAUCCUUAAGCCCACACCGACAAGUCGCUUUGCUGUUCUUGGCAUGGGCGCUGUUGGGGUGGCGGCUAUGCUGGCUGCCCGGUCUCAGGGAGUACAAACCAUUAUCGCGGUUGAUAUUGUUGAUAAGAAGCUCGAGAUGGCGAAGUCUCUUGGUGCAUCGCAUACGUUGAACACGAGAGUAUCGGAUCUUGCGCAGGGGUUGUUGGAUAUAUUCCCGGAUGGCGUUGACUGUAUUCUCGAUACCACGGGUGUGGCUCCUCUGCUCGAGGCUGCCGUCAAAGCUUUGGGCCAUGAAGGUACCCUAGCUAUUGUUGGUGUGGCUCGUGCUGGCUCAUCCCUCAAUAUCGAUCCCUUGGAACUCAUGAUGGCUUGCAAGCGUGUCGUUGGUGUUAUUGAGGGCUGUGCGAAUCCCGCUGUGAUUGUUCCACAACUGAUUGAUCUAUACAAGCAAGGGAAAUUCCCGGUUGAUAAGCUUGCUAAAAUCUAUGCCCCGGGCGAUUUAGAGCAAGCCAUGGCAGAUUUACACUCUGGAAGUGUUAUCAAGCCCGUCAUCAAAUGGGCAGACCUGUGA
Molecule: messenger RNA, 1167 nt
Organism: Penicillium hordei
Lineage: Eukaryota; Fungi; Ascomycota; Eurotiomycetes; Eurotiales; Aspergillaceae
Product: NAD(P)-dependent alcohol dehydrogenase
Exons: 4
Coding region: 1-1167 (388 amino acids)
Molecular function (GO): oxidoreductase activity; zinc ion binding
Source: RefSeq, a predicted model, not a curated record